Ceratosolen solmsi marchali is the source of this 1538-nucleotide messenger RNA. RefSeq names its product transcription factor SOX-9. Gene Ontology annotation, cellular component: nucleus. Gene Ontology annotation, molecular function: DNA-binding transcription factor activity, RNA polymerase II-specific; RNA polymerase II cis-regulatory region sequence-specific DNA binding. NCBI's taxonomy places the organism in Eukaryota, Metazoa, Arthropoda, Insecta, Hymenoptera, Agaonidae. The record is from RefSeq and is a predicted model, not a curated record. The transcript is spliced from 8 exons. Gene Ontology annotation, biological process: regulation of transcription by RNA polymerase II. Bases 198 to 1466 code for a protein of 422 amino acids.
ACAACAACAACAACAACAACAACAACAACGCCAUCGCGAGUGCCACCAAUAACAACAACAACAAUGGCGAGGGAGCCAAUGGGGGCGAGGGUAUCAGCGCCGUCGUCACCAAGGUUUUGCAGGGCUACAACCUCGCGCUCGAGUCCGUCGCCAUCAAGGGACCCAAUGACAAAAGAGUGGCCCACGUGAAGAGGCCGAUGAACGCGUUCAUGGUGUGGGCCCAGGCCGCGAGGAAGAGGUUGGCCGGACAGUAUCCCCAGCUGCACAACGCCGAGCUCUCCAAGACCCUCGGCAAAGUCUGGAGGCAGCUCUCGGAGAGUGACAAGAAGCCCUUCAUCGAGGAGGCGGACAGGCUGCGGGUUAUUCACAAGCGGACCCAUCCGGACUACAAGUAUCAGCCGCGGCGUAAGAAACAGGGCGGCAGUGGUGGCAACGGCGGGGGUGUCGGGGGCUCGAGCUCAGCCGGUUGCCGGGACUCGCUGUCCUCGACAUCGUCGAGGUCCGCGGGUGCCUCGAGCGGCGGAAGCCUCGCCCUUAGCGCCUCGCGCUCCGUCUGCCCGAGCCUCAAGCAAGAGGACAUCGGGCCCUACGAGUCCGCGAUGUCCCCCUCGCCCCAGACGAGCGGCUCCGUUGGCUCCUCCUCGCCUCCGACGACGCCCUCCCAAGGCAUGUCGCCACCAACGCCGCCGACGACGCCGCGUGGACAACACUACAGUCAUCAGCAGCACAACAGUGGUCCAAUAUAUCAUCAGCAUGAUAUGACGACGUCGAAUCACAUGCAAACGUCACCCGAUCUCAGCCAGCAUCAGCAACCUGGCGUGGAUUUGCGCAGCUAUCUGGAAUUGACCGAAUCUCUGGCGCCUCUGGAAGACGAGCAGCUGGGAAAUUUUGGCGCGCUCAAUCUCGGAGAAUGCGCCUUCGAGAGCAGUGACCUGGACCAGUAUUUGCCGCAACAGCAGCAGCAACUUUCCCAGCAUAGUCCGGCUCAUAUACAUCAAUACAAUAGCCAGGUGCCAGCCUCCACCCAUUGGCUCAUCAACAGAUACGACGAGGAUUGUGUGGAGCGACUGGGUAAGCGUCACUUCGUACUAGAUCAGCAGCAAGUUCCCAUGUCAACUGAGACGAAUUGCUGGGAUGGACAACAACAACAACAGCAGCAACAACAGCAGCAACAGCAACAACGCAACCGCGAUGAAAUGAUGCGGUAUCACGAGCUCCAGCCGUUACCGGUACUACCUCCCGUCCAAUACAUAGCGCAACAACACCAGCAGCAUCACCAGCAACAGCAACAGCAACAGCAACAGCAACAGCAACAGCAACACCAGCAACAGCAACAGCACCAUCAACACCAUCAUCACCAUCACCCGGUGACUCAGGUUCCCGGGCAUCCUACGCCAGCUGCCGCAGUCUACGCUCAGUAUCGGCACUACGUGCCUAGCAUCGACAGCCGCACGAAUUUUAUUUGAAACACGUCAUCGUGGAGGGCCACGUGCUUAUCCGUCUGACGCCAAGACCAAUGUCAUGACUUUGCGGAUGAC